Messenger RNA from Aedes albopictus (Asian tiger mosquito), 3146 nucleotides. It is a transcript of the gene Grip91, whose product is annotated as gamma-tubulin complex component 3. The coding region runs from base 151 to 2817 and encodes 888 amino acids. Gene Ontology annotation, molecular function: microtubule minus-end binding; gamma-tubulin binding. Gene Ontology annotation, cellular component: gamma-tubulin complex; centrosome; spindle pole. The transcript is spliced from 4 exons. Gene Ontology annotation, biological process: meiotic cell cycle; spindle assembly; cytoplasmic microtubule organization. NCBI's taxonomy places the organism in Eukaryota, Metazoa, Arthropoda, Insecta, Diptera, Culicidae. The record is from RefSeq and is a predicted model, not a curated record.
ACGAAAAUAGUUCGUUACUUUGUGCAUCAUUUUCAUCGCGAAACACGUCUUUUAUUCGCGUAUUUUCCCUAAUAAUCCGUUUCUCCAGUGCUUCCAAUGGUCCAUCCCCAACGGAAGACGAACCGGCAGUGAGUAGUUAUAGUUCCAAUCAUGCAUCACUCUCAGCAGCGUCAUCAAAAUUUCACCGAAAUCUACGAGCUGCUGCGGAAGCUGUGCAAGAGCUUGGCAGGCGAUCGAUAUGAAUCGGUGCUAAAAGGCGCGACCCAGUUGGUCAUCAAUACGCCCAAUUUCAUUUCCGGCGGGGGAAGCGAUGAGAGUACGAUCGUUGCCCGCAUUGGGCAGCAUUUGCGGUCUAGGAGCGCUGGGGAUUACACACUGUUUCAGGCGCUGCACGAGCAGAUGAGUGCUUAUACGGACACCAAGCGACGAGCUCAGAUUUUGGAGUUUCUGAUGUUGAUGGCCAACAGCGAGGGAUCGCAAGCGAUCAAUGGACAGUUGUUGAAUUUGAACGCCGAGCUGAGGAGCGACGUGAGUGGAGGGAGUUUGCCGGUGACGGAUGCUAGCUCUCGAUCUUCUGGAGCGGACUCCGGAAGUGGUGGGGGUUUGUCCAGUAUAUUCUCGAAGAUCGAGCUAAGGUCCAGAUCGACGGAUAAUGUUAGUUCCGGUUUGAGGAUAAUUCCGUUUAAGGGUGGGUCAUCGGUGGUACAGGAUGGCAGGAGUUCCACCACGUCCGGGGAGCUUUCCGAAGAGGAAGGCCUGGCCGCGUCGAACAACCUGCAGGAUCAGUUGAUCCAGGAUGUGAUCUACGCAUGCACGGGUAUUCAGGGCAAGUAUCUACGGAAACACGUCGUGACAGGGGAGUUCAAGUUGGAUCAUAUCAAGGGGAGGACGUUGAGCAUCGGAGACGCAGGGAUGAUCCUGCAGCUGGCUGAGGUCGGUCAUUUCCACGAUCGGGUGGUGAAGUUUACGGAUCCGAAGAGCGAUUGCUACAUGAAGGGAAACUUUGGACAGGGUUAUAUCGCGGCACUUCAAAGGGAACUAACCCAGUACUAUGGAAUGUUGGCGAUCCUGCAGGAAGAUUUGAACCGCCAGCGAAAGGAACGGACAGGAAUGGUCGGCGGGGGUGAUCGAUUGACUCUGAAGAAGUUGCGCUUGUGGUUGACUAGUCCGAUGGAACGUCUUCAGUGGCUGGCUCAGAUCUCGGAGUCAUGCAAAGAACUGAAAGGAGGCGCCCUGGCCACCAUCGUCUACGAUUACACGGCCAAUGGAGAUCCGGAAAAUCGAAGGCUUGCCAUGGAACUGCUUCGGUCAGCUUGUAUCCCAUUGCAACAGGCGUUGAUCCGUUGGUUGAUCGACGGAGAGAUCAUCGAUCCGAAUGGGGAGUUCUUCGUCGAGGAGAUCUGUGAAGUCGGAUUCGAUCAACUGUGGCAUCAGAAGUAUCGAAUCAGGAAGAGCAUGCUGCCCAGCUUCGUUAGCGAUGGGAUUGCAAGAAGAAUCUUGGUCAUCGGGAAGAGUAUCAAUUAUCUUCGGGAAGUGUGUCAGGAUAAGACCCCGGUCAAGGCCAGGAACGAUCUAAAGCAGUGUUUGGAGAACGACAUGGAUUCCAUUUUCUCGACGAUUAGCACCACCAAGCUGCACCAACUGAUCGAUAACGCUUACCUGAACACUUCCAAGCAGGUUCUGGAUAUCGUCCUGGGUCCGCACCGUCUGAUGGACCACCUACAAGCCUUAAGGAACUACUUACUCCUAGGGCAGGGCAACUUCGCCGAUAUUCUAAUGGAGAAUCUCCAAGCCGAACUGGAUCGUCCGGCCAGCGAAAUCUAUCAGCACGAUCUGUUCUCGAUUCUGGCUGCCGCCGUUCGCAACUCCUUCUCAGAGCAGGAAGAGCCCGAGGUCCUUAACUAUCUGGACGUCCACUUCCUCACUCACUACGAGGGCGAAUCCGGCUGGGAUGUAUUCGGCCUCACAUACAAGGUAUCCGGACCGCUCUCUACCAUUCUCGAGCCGUCUCUCUGCCGCUAUCAGACCUUCUUCAAGCACCUCUGGAACAUGAAGCACAUCCACUUCAUCCUUUCCCGCACCUGGAAGUGCCAAACCCUGGCCGCCAAGUCGCUCAAAUCACUCCAAUCGCUGAUCGGUCCGAUCGUCACACGAGUGCAGCUGAUCACCUCUCAGAUGAUCAACUUCGUCAACCAGAUGCAGCUCUACAUCCUGUUCGAGGUGAUCGAGUGCUCGUGGGUGCAGUUCCUGCCACGGGUCAAUCAGGCCAAGGCCCUGGACGACAUUCUGGAGGCGCACCAUCAGUUCCUGGAGGAGAUCCGGAUCGGGAUCUUCCUGGACGAGAGUUCCCAGCAGAUCAUCAACACGUUGGAACACAUCUUCGACACCGUGCGGAAGCUGGAGGAGUGGCGCGAGCGGUUCUAUCGGCUGUGCUUUACGGAGUACGAAGCGAGGAGAGCCUAUCAGGAUCAAAUCAAACAGACGGAACGCACCGGCGACUACGGCGUCACCACGGAACAGAUGCUCGAACGGGACGAGCAAGCGAAAACCUUCGAACAGCACCUGGCCACCCAUCAAACGCUCCUGCAGGACAUCGGAAACGAGUACGAGAAUCUGGUAGGGCAGUUCCUCUACCAGCUGGCCAUCUCGACGAGUGAGGCCCUCCGUCAGCUGGGGAUGCGUCUGGACUACAAUGAGUACUACAAACACCGAGAUCGGCGGCUGAACGUUCCACUGACCUUCCAGCACAUUCGCAUGAGCAUGGCGGCGAAUAGUUUCCGCUCGCGGAAGGCCGCCUCCAGCUCGAUGCUGUACUGACAUCGCCCAAGUCCGGAUGAAUGUUCCAACAAGGAACCGUCACAGGAGGCACCCGUGGCCAUACAGCGUUGUCAUUUGAACUCACUUGUUUUAAGCACCAAAACCGCAGCAACCAUUGCUGGUACGCUAAGCUACUACAAUUGUUGCGAGUUGAUGUGAGAAUGCUCUCUCUCUAGAGUGCCAAUGCGGUUGCCAAGCAUCAAGCAAUAGAGAACGCAUAGUAAGUUAAGCCAAUAGGUUCGAAUGGUUGUAGCCCUUUGAAAGGGGUUACGGGGAAGCGAGAAUCCCUACUCUAAUAUCCACUUAAAUACAGUUGCAUGUUAAACUCA